UGUGUAAUCCAGUAUGGAGUCUAAGAAUGGUCCAGCCCGUAACGUGGUGAUAGCCGUGGACGGAAGCAGCCAUUCCGAUAUUGCAUUUCAGUGGUACCUGGAGCAGUUCAGACGGACUAGUGAUAAUGUCGUACUGGUUCACUGCUUAGAGAGGCACCAGGCUUUCCACGGGGCGAUGGGCACAGCAGACAUAGAGUCGGUCUGUAACAUCAUGUCACAGGAGGAAGAAUCACAGAAGAAGUUACGGAUAGAAUUGGAAAAGAAAUUAAAGUCAAACGGGAUACAAGGAUGUGUGAAAACAUCAUUUGGAAAACCUGGCGAAGUCAUUAUACGUCUCGCUAAUGAAGCACAGGCCAACAAUAUAAUCAUCGGUAGCCGAGGUCUGGGAACAGUGCGUAGAACUCUUCUGGGCAGCGUUAGUGAUUACGUAGUACACCAUUCUGAAGUACCCGUCACUGUGUGUCGUCACAAACAUCACACUGCGCAUGUCACGGACCGCGCACAUUAGUU
This is a messenger RNA of Saccostrea cuccullata (small rock oyster), 510 nucleotides long. RefSeq names its product universal stress protein Sll1388-like. Bases 14 to 508 code for a protein of 164 amino acids. The record is from RefSeq and is a predicted model, not a curated record. NCBI's taxonomy places the organism in Eukaryota, Metazoa, Mollusca, Bivalvia, Ostreida, Ostreidae. The transcript is spliced from 4 exons.